Lachancea thermotolerans CBS 6340 is the source of this 1845-nucleotide messenger RNA. RefSeq names its product polyamine transporter TPO1 (gene TPO1). The record is from RefSeq and is a predicted model, not a curated record. NCBI's taxonomy places the organism in Eukaryota, Fungi, Ascomycota, Saccharomycetes, Saccharomycetales, Saccharomycetaceae. The coding region runs from base 1 to 1845 and encodes 614 amino acids. Gene Ontology annotation, molecular function: transmembrane transporter activity. Gene Ontology annotation, biological process: transmembrane transport. The transcript has a single exon.
AUGUCCACGUCACUAUCCUCAUCUAGCUCCUCGGCUUCCUUCACGCACGAGAGGGGCGCGGGCGCCGCCGGCGCUGCGAACCGCGCGUCCUCCGACGACACUCGUUCCUCCGCGUCAGACCCCACUCUGAACGCCAAGAUGCACUCCUUCGAUACGGCCGGCAACACCGGCGUUGCUGACAGUGGUGUCAUGGCGGACGACGUACGCAGCGAUACUGACGUCCUAAACGAGCGCAAGCGCCACAGCGCGGCCUCGGCCAGCUUCGAACAGGAUCUCGAGCGCACCGGUACCAACGCGACCUCCGAGACGCACGCGGCCAUUAACCGCCGCGUCAGCCGAAUUCUUUCGGGAUCCCAGAACGAGGUCGAAAAAGUCAAGGUUGACUACUCACAUUGCCCACCCAUGGGCGGCGGCAGGCCGUUCCCACCCACUCUGCCCAGCAGGGAGCCCUACGAAGUUGCCUUCGACGGCCCUGACGACCCCAUCCACCCUUACAAUUGGCCCAUGCGUAAGCGUGCCUUCCUGUGUCUGCUGCUGGGUCUGAACGCCGUCACUGUCGCCAUGGGCUCAUCCAUCUUCGCGUCCGCAGUCCCUCAAAUCUGUGCGAAAUACCACGUCGCGCAGGUUGUGGGCGUGCUCGGAGUUACACUGUACGUCUUCGGCUUUGCAGCCUCGCCUGUUAUCUACGCGCCACUCUCUGAGCUGUAUGGCCGUCAAAAGCUUCUUAUCAUCUCGUCGUUUGGCUUCGUGCUGUUCAUGUUUGCAACAGCCACUGCCAAGGACCUCCAAACCAUCAUGAUCUGUCGUUUCUUCGCGGGCUUCAUCGGCGCCGCGCCGCUCGCUAUCGUGCCCGCCUGUUUCUUCGACAUGUUUGACAACGAGACCCGUGGUACUGCCGUUGUGGUCUUCGCCAUGGGUGUUUUCAUGGGCCCUAUCUUAGCUCCCGUUUUUGGCUCCUAUAUUGUCCAGCACACUACAUGGAGAUGGACCCAGUACUGCGUGGGUAUGUUCGCCGCCUUGGUGACAAUCCUUCUGGCUAUUUUCUACGAAGAGACCCACCACCCAACUAUUCUUGUCAACAAAGCGCGCCGCAUGCGCCAAAUAAGUGGGAACUGGGGUAUUCGUGCCGCUCACGAGGACGCUGAACUAUCUCUCAAGGAGAUCGCCCAGAAAACUGUCACCAGACCUAUUUACAUGUUAGUCACGGAACCCAUUCUGUUUGCCAUCACCUUGUAUCACUCCUUCGUGUAUGGUAUUCUUUACUUGCUGCUAGAAGCCUACCCAAUUGUUUUUGUGAAGAAAUACCACUUUUAUGUCAACGGCGAACUGCCCUACAUCGCUUUGCUGAUCGGAAUGGGUGUGAACGCUGCUUACAAUAUUUGGGAAGAAAAAUCAUAUGUCCGCAAGGUGCGUGAAAACAGUGGCAAGCCGCUGCCCGAAGAGCGUCUGAAGACUAUGAUUUUGGCUGGUAUUGUCUUCCCUAUUGGCAUUUUGUGGUUCUGCUGGACUGGCAACUACUCUGACAAGGUUCACUUUAUGGUCCCUACCGUGGCUGGUUCAUUCAUUGGCUUUGGUCUUAUCGGCAUUUUCCUACCCUGCUUCAAUUACAUCAUUGAUUCUUACUUGUUCUUAUCCGCGUCAGCCAUCGCCGGUAACACCUUCAUGAGAUCUUCGUUCGGUGCUGCCUUCCCUCUGUUCGCGGGUUUCAUGUUCAACAAUAUGGGUGUCAACUGGGCCGGUUUACUGCUUGGCCUCUUCGCCCUUGCCAUGGUUCCAGUGCCUAUACUGUUCAUCAAGUAUGGUAAGGCCUUGAGACAAAGAUCCAAGUUCGCGUUUGUGCUUUAA